Molecule: messenger RNA, 1923 nt
Organism: Adineta steineri
Lineage: Eukaryota; Metazoa; Rotifera; Eurotatoria; Adinetida; Adinetidae
Source: the annotation of a GenBank genome assembly
AUGUUUGAAGCAGUAGAACAAAUUGUACAACAAAAUAAAUCUAUUCCAUCCAGAUCAACUAUACCACACCCAACCAGUCACCGUCGUCGUCGUGAUCGUUCAACGGUGCCAAUUCAAACUGAAGUCGACGCCACAAUUGAUCAUCAAACAUCUGUAAAACCAUUAAGGCAAGGAAAGAAAGCAUUCGAAGAUCCAAUAGUCAAUACUGAUGUUGAUGUAUCACAAGAGUAUGACAAGAGCAGUUCUCCUUUAGUUAAUUCUUCGACACCGAAGAUGAAACAAAAGUCAAGUUCACAGCAACCAUUACCAACGAACUUAGAACAACUUCAAAACACUCUAAUUACAACAGCUGAACACGAUGUAAGACAAAGUCUGUUUAAUAAUAUUGGUACACUUGGGUCAACAACACUCAACUUCGAUACUAUUGAUCGAUUACAAGAUACGCUAGUACAAACAAUCGAAAAACGUGCCAAUCCAACAAAAGAAAACUCGAAUGAACUUAAUAAUUUAUUUGACGAUUUAAAAAGAACACUCGUUAAUGCAAUUAUUGAACAGCAACCAAUGUUAUUACAGGAUCUUAUUAAACAAUCGGUGGCGGAUGCUCUUAAAAAUCAACACAAGUCAAUGUUGAAUGUUACUACCACUACUAAUGGACAGGCAAAUCGUCAGAAGGCUAUUACUCUUGCCAACAGUCGUGAGAUUAAAAUUAGUGCUGAUACUAAGAAAACCUGUAUCGAUACUAAUUUUCGUCAACAACGUGACGCAGUUGUCGCUAAUAAACGAUUUCGUGAUCUCAUUCAACAAUGGUCAGCAAUUAGCUCAAUGAAGGAUCUUACAGAUACGAUUAAAAGACAUGGAACAAAUAAAUUAGAAUAUGCAUGGUUACUCUUCUGUUGGAUCGGUCACUAUAUUAAAUAUGCAUUGCAUUGUAAUAUUAAUGCUGCUGAGUCCGUUUUUCGUACAAGACAAGGAGUCUGCCGAGGUUUUGCUAGUCUCUAUCAUGAAUGUUGCUCAUUGUUAGGUAUUGACUGUUAUGAAAUUAGCGGUUAUGCUAAAAAUAAUUUGGUAAAAACAAACGAAGAACUCAACAAAUCACCUCACGCAUGGAAUAGCAUUGUAUUGGAUAAUUAUACUUAUUUAGUCGAUCCAACAUGGGGUGCAGGUGGUAGAGAUAAUGAGAAUAAACUCGAAGAUUUCUAUUUUCUUACAUCACCUGAAGAAUUUAUCUACACACACUAUUGUUCAGGAUAUCAAUUGCUUGCACCAGAAAUUAGCAGAGCAGAAUUUCUUAGUUUACCUAUUAUGCGAUCGAUUUAUUAUCAACUUGGUUUGAAUUUAUUAUCGCCCAAACAAGGUUUUAAUGAAAUAAGUGAAAAUUUAUUUAAAAUUUCUAUUCGAACACCAAAACAUGUUAAUAUGUUUGCUACAUUGAAAGUAGGUAAAGAUGAAUAUCCACGCAAUUUACAUACAUUUUGUCAACGAGAUGAAACUAAUCGUGACAUAUUUAAUUGUUAUAUUGCCCCGCCUGUAGAUGGUCUUUAUAAUAUAGAUAUAUUUGCAAAUACUAAUAAUGAACAGACAUAUCAAGGUGCUAUCAAUAUGCGUUUGCGUGUGUCAAAUAUAACUAAUGCAUUCACUUUCCCUAUGACAUAUUUAACUUUCAAAGUACAUAAUUGUAUACUAAUUGAACCUCUUCAGGGUGUCGUACAUAAAAAUGAAGAAAUAUUGAUUCAUAUGAUAAUACCUAAUGCCAAUGUAAUCAAAAUUCAGAAUGGUCAUGAUCAUAUUGUUCCAACUAAAGAUGAAUAUAAGAAGGGUCUGUUAAAGAAAAAAAUACGUGUUCAAGAUGAUAUUCAAGUUUGUGGACGAUGGGAUGAUAAUGCUGAUACAAUUUCAACUAUUUGUAUUUUUUAUAUGAUUUAA